This is a messenger RNA of Nelumbo nucifera (sacred lotus), 1136 nucleotides long. Its product is annotated as Acyl-CoA N-acyltransferases (NAT) superfamily protein. The record is from RefSeq and is a predicted model, not a curated record. Lineage: Eukaryota; Viridiplantae; Streptophyta; Magnoliopsida; Proteales; Nelumbonaceae. Gene Ontology annotation, molecular function: N-acetyltransferase activity. Gene Ontology annotation, biological process: mitotic sister chromatid cohesion. Gene Ontology annotation, cellular component: NatA complex.
AAUCCCCUACUCGUGGGAGCAAUCAAACAUGGCUCAUCUGAAAGCAUGCCCAAACAAUUUACUUCUUCCAAAGAGGCUCUCUAGAAACUCUGCAUGUAGUAGUAUACGAGUCAAAUGUGACAUGAUACAGCUGGUGAAUCUCGAGGGAAGUUGUAAGAAUGCGGGUUGCUACGUGAAGAGAGACGAGAAGGGGAGGAAGCUUUGGAGCAGACGAAGGGGUGUUCUGGUUCCUUGCUGCUCUUCAACCUCCAAGGAAUUGGUUGGGGAGGGUUGGAAUGGGAAAAGUGAGAUUAGUAAGGAUGCGUAUUUGAUCAGUGAGUUUGGGUGGAGAGUGAGGAGGCUGGUUGAGAAAGAAGAUGAGAUGAGAAUGGUAGCUCAAAUUCAAUCUGAAGCAUUUCAUAUCCCAGUGGCUCUCUUUGAUGAUUUAUUCUUCGAAUUUUUCAGGGCUGAAGUUCUAUCUGGGCUUGUCUACAAGAUUAGAAACUCACCACCAGAUAGGUAUGCCUGUUUGGUUGCUGAGCCUAUGGAUGCUUCUUAUACAGAACCCACAUCAGAGCAGGUGCUUGUAGGUGUUGUGGAUGUCACAGCCUUGAGAGAUGCUGUUGUCCUCAGGCAUCUUGAAGGAGCAGAAGAAUAUCUUUAUAUGUCUGGUAUUGCAGUGUUGAAAGAUUUCAGGAGGAGAAAAGUAGCAACAGUGUUGCUUAAAGCUUGUGACCUACUUGCACUUCUAUGGGGUUUUGACUACCUUGCACUGCGGGCUUAUGAAGAUGAUUUUGGUGCCUGCAAAUUGUAUGAAGAUGCAGGUUAUAGAAUUGUGUCAAGAGAUCCCCCAUGGUUGACAUCUUGGAUUGGGAGAAAGAGGCGCGUUAUAAUGGUUAAGCGCUCAACUCUAUGAGACUGGUUCUGAGGACCUACAAAUCUAGAACAUUACAAAGAGAAGAAUGUCACUGAAAGUUAAAUUGCAUGGAAGAUGAUAAUUCAAGAAUCUCAAUGUCAAACAUGUGCAGUGGAAAAUAAUAUGAAAAAAAUGUAUCUCAAUGUCAAAAUAGAGUAUCUCUUUGUAAGGAAUUAGGAAAAUCAAUGUAGCAACCUUUGAGUUAUACUGUAACAUAGCACCUCAAUAUUUCUUUUUCUUU